Neurospora tetraspora is the source of this 1214-nucleotide messenger RNA. RefSeq lists its product as uncharacterized. The coding region runs from base 278 to 1114 and encodes 278 amino acids. The transcript has 2 exons. Lineage: Eukaryota; Fungi; Ascomycota; Sordariomycetes; Sordariales; Sordariaceae. The record is from RefSeq and is a predicted model, not a curated record.
CACAGGUAAAACAUGGCUGCUGCUGCACAACAGCUCCGAAAAUUGCACGGCUCUGGCAUUUGUUUUCCACCAAAAAAUCGGAUCAAGUUGACAGCACUGCGAGUUCGCACAUCCGAUAUCGGAGAAAUUCUCCUUGCUAUGGUUCGAUGCUGAGCCGCGACCCCAUGGGGAAGCAUGGAAUCGGUGCUUGAAAAAAGCUGAAGGAUCCGGAUCUCAAGUGACUCCAAUCCUGUUGUUCUCCUCUUCAUGUCAGCAACCUGGGAAUCUGAGCUCGGAAAUGGCUUCGGAAGUUGGAAGCUACAAGGUGUCGUCAAGGCGGACUGGCCACUGGCAGGUCUGGAAGUCGCAGUGCGUACAUUCAGCUUAUAGUGGAGCACCCAAGCUCCAAGACAUCUCCCUUCCACAUUCAAUGAACACUGGGAAGCUGUCGAAGGGGACUUGCCAAGGAAUGACUACGAUCAGGAAUAUCAGGCAUAUCCAGGUUGUCGGGCCCGGAACACGCCUCAAAUCUGGGGGCGGAGAUCCCCGGAUCCCCAGACCCGACCCCACGAAGAGAAGGCUGGAUGGAGACGAUAUGAGCGAGCAUCACCUGACUUCACCUCUUCUCUCCUCUGCCUUUCCCUUCCUUGUCGCUUCCCUUUCUUCCCGUCCCCUUCCACUCCGUCCCGCGGUUUAUGCUUAUUCCUGCCCCGCGAGAGGAGAAAGCAUGGAUGAAGGAGGCGGGAAAAGGGUCUCAGCGAGUCAAGGAAUGGCAAGGUUGGGUUUGAGCAAGUGGUUAAGCUUACGAAUCCACUGCAUCACGUUAUCCCUAUACUUGGGCGUUUUAUGGCAAAGGUGGUAUCCCCCAGUUGUUUUACCAGGUCCGCCUUCACUCUGCCUCGCUCACGCCGCUUUUGCUGGAGAAGGUAAGGUCCGUCAGCUCGGGAAGCUUGUCGUGAAUAAGCAUAGCACGAUAUCUGCUAUACGGAGUUCCAUCACGCCAACCGGUAGGUGUGAUGUUUCCACAGGCACCCCCCUUAUCCCAUCACCAAGCAUUCUUCGGAUCGGCGACGGCCUCUGCAUAUCAUGCCCUUCGUCGAUAUGUGCUGUCACGUGGCUCGUGACUCCCGGCUAAACCCCGUUGACUUUCAGAACUGUGUCUCGACACGCUCUGAUUUCACCGGAAGUGAGGCUGAUCAACUUCAGGAAAUUGCUUGCUGGAUAUGUAGGCACCG